This is a messenger RNA of Ramularia collo-cygni, 1257 nucleotides long. Its product is annotated as related to 3-keto sterol reductase. NCBI's taxonomy places the organism in Eukaryota, Fungi, Ascomycota, Dothideomycetes, Mycosphaerellales, Mycosphaerellaceae. Gene Ontology annotation, molecular function: 3-beta-hydroxysteroid 3-dehydrogenase (NADP+) activity. Gene Ontology annotation, cellular component: endoplasmic reticulum membrane; mitochondrial outer membrane; lipid droplet. The transcript has a single exon. Gene Ontology annotation, biological process: ergosterol biosynthetic process. The record is from RefSeq and is a predicted model, not a curated record. The coding region runs from base 1 to 1257 and encodes 418 amino acids.
AUGAACAGUUUACUCAUCCUCAUCCUUGUGAACAGCGGCCUGGGCUUCGCGUUAUGCUGCCGCCUCAUUGAUGAAUUUCUCUACACCCGGCCACAAUCACAAACCCUCCACAUCCUCUUCUCCACACGAGAUGUCAAGAAGAGUGAAGACACUUUGCAGCGUCUCCGGGCACAUUUGCAACAAGCUCUCCGAGCGGCCAAUGGCACCACGCUUGGCAUUAGCCUCCUGUUGGAAUCUCGCGUCAAACUGGAAGGCGUUCUGGUCGAUUUACUCAAGCUUUCUACUGUCAAGGCUUUGGCCGAGCAACUUCUUCGUCGAGGCCAGCAGAUUGAUGCAUUAGUUUGGAAUGCGGGCAUUGCUGGCUGGAGCGGUAUAAACUGGCCCAAAGCCAUCUGGACGACAACAAUAGACCUCAUCCACGCGACAACCUAUCCGAUGUAUACGAACYGCGACGUGGGACUUUCGACAAAGUCUCAGACUGGAAAGACCGAGCCCAGGCUGGGUCAAGUCUUCACUGCCAACGUCUUUGGCCACUACAUGCUUACCCAUUGGCUGAGUCCCAUCAUGACGGGAGAAAGCCGCAUUGUCUGGCUUUCCAGCGUCAGUGCUGUUCCCGACACGUUCUCUCCCGAAGACAUUCAAGGUCUGAGGAGCCUUCACGCAUACGAAGCAUCCAAGCGGCUCACAGACCUGCUUGUCCUGACCUCCGAACUCCCAUCAUCAAGACCUUAUGUCCAAUCCUUCCUCCCAGCACCAGAAACAAAUUCGAGACCCAAAAUGAUUGUUGUUCACCCUGGUGUGGUUUGCACAUCGAUCGCUGGACUCAAUCUAAUCAUGGAAUUGCUCAUGGUCGCGACAAUGUAUAUCGCGCGUUGGCUCGGAUCACCCUGGCACCUAGUAACGCCAUACAAAGGAGCAGUCAGUGCCGCAUUUGCUGUUCUCUCUUCUCAGCUCCCCAAUUCGGAAGCACAGGAAGGCAAAGGGAAGUGGGGAUCAGCGGUGAGUGUCUCUGGUAAUGAGAGGGUCGCACGUACUUUCGUUGAUGGAUGGGAUUAUUGCGGUCGAGUUGGUGUCGUGCCUGAUGGAAGCGUCACUGGUUCUGCGGGACGAUGGCGUCAAAGUAAGGAACUCACUGCGGGAAGCAGACAGGAGUUUGAGGUCAUGGGCAGAGAUGCUUGGAAGGAGUUGGAGGAGAUGCGGGAAGAGUGGGAGACGCUUUUGGGACCUAUUGAUCAGACUGCCUCGGUCGAUGUGUAA